Messenger RNA from Malurus melanocephalus (red-backed fairy wren), 4345 nucleotides. It is a transcript of the gene NRAS, whose product is annotated as NRAS proto-oncogene, GTPase. Gene Ontology annotation, cellular component: plasma membrane. Bases 1 to 582 code for a protein of 193 amino acids. The transcript is spliced from 6 exons. Gene Ontology annotation, molecular function: GDP binding; GTPase activity; GTP binding. NCBI's taxonomy places the organism in Eukaryota, Metazoa, Chordata, Aves, Passeriformes, Maluridae. Gene Ontology annotation, biological process: Ras protein signal transduction. The record is from RefSeq and is a predicted model, not a curated record.
AUGGUGCAUUUAACGCAACUGUACAAACUGGUGGUGGUGGGCGCGGGCGGCGUGGGCAAGAGCGCGCUGACCAUCCAGCUGAUCCAGAACCACUUCGUGGACGAGUACGACCCCACCAUCGAGGACUCGUACAGGAAGCAGGUGGUGAUCGAUGGCGAGACGUGCCUGCUGGACAUCCUGGACACGGCGGGGCAGGAGGAGUACAGCGCCAUGAGGGACCAGUACAUGAGGACAGGGGAAGGCUUCCUCUGCGUCUUUGCCAUCAACAACAGCAAAUCCUUCGCUGACAUCAACCUCUACAGAGAACAGAUCAAGAGGGUGAAGGACUCAGAUGAUGUGCCCAUGGUGCUGGUGGGGAACAAGUGUGACCUGCCCACGAGAACAGUGGACACAAAACAGGCCCAAGAGUUGGCAAAAAGCUACGGAAUCCCCUUCAUAGAGACCUCUGCGAAAACGAGACAGGGUGUGGAAGAUGCUUUUUACACCCUGGUGAGGGAGAUCCGGCAGUACCGGAUGAAGAAGCUCAACAGCAGCGAGGAUGGGAACCAGGGCUGCAUGGGAUUGUCCUGCCUUGUCAUGUGAACAGAUGCCAAGAAAACGCGGUUCAGCUGCGGUGCCGGACGAGCCCCGGUCUCCUGUGCUGCCUCUCCUGCUGAUGCCCUGCAGUGUUUCGGUGCCAGUGCCAGGUCUGGGCACCAGAGUUCAUUAGCACAAGGUCCUUUCCCGUGCUCCAUCUGAAGAGAAGAACAUCCUGUGGCAUCUACCUCCCUGCUCAGCUCACGGAGCAGCAGCAUCUCUGGAUGUGCUGGGAUUCUUUCCUCGCUGAGUUACCCGGGUUCGUUCAAGAAGAAAAACCAGUCCCGAGGGUGAACUAUAGAGACUAAAUGCUGUGAAAAAAAAGAUGACACUUUACCUCUAGAGUAAAAGCUAGAAGUGCUGUGUGUCCCCUGUCUGUUGGAUCCCGUGCAGUGCUGGCAGAGGAGUGGCACAGAGCGAUGGCAGUGCCACCAGGAAUGCCCCUGUCCCCUCUCAGAUGGGUGUCUGCUCUCUGGGCACCCCCACAGCAAAGUGCAACAUCUCCAGUGCCACGAGUGCCACCUACCUGAUCCUCCAUUGCUGUAAUAAAAAGGAAAACCUUUCCUAAUUAAGUGCCUGUUUGCUAAGAAGAUUCAAAGUUGUCCCUUGGGUUGAGGAAAACCCCAAGGACUGGAAUUUCUUGGGAGCUCAUUGUCUUAAGCAGGCAAGUGUGGAGUGGGUGAUCUGUGCCUGAUGGGAUCCUCCAGCAGGGAUUUUUAAGCUGGAAGGUCCAGCAGGCACUUGUGAGACUCUUGCACGAGGGAGGGGACGCACUGCAUCUGUGUUUUACUUUCUUUGUGGGUGGAGCAGUUUAAAUUCUGUGUUGUUUUCCUGCAGCACUCAGAUUUCUUCCAAGUUGGACCAAACCUGUCAGCUGUUCRUUUUUAACACCAACUGCCAGCAUUUCUGGACAGCUUCUCACUAAUUAAUCUGAUAACUGGAGGUUGCUUUGGACAGCUGCUGUUCGGCUCUCUCUCUCUCUGUAACUUGCAAAUUGUUUUUAUUCUGAAUUAUUUUCUUUACCACAGACUGUAACAGUCUCUUCAAAACGUCUCUGGACUGUAAAAUGGAGUUGGAGUUUCCUUGUCAGGGAAAGAGUGAGGGGUUUGGGGUUGGCUCUGUGGGGAGUGGCUGCUCCUGGAGUGUCCCAGGCCAGGCUGGACAGGGCUUGGAGCACCCUGGGGCAGUGGAAGGUGUCCCUGCCAUGGCAGGGGUGGGAUGGGAUGGGAUUUAAGGUCCUUUCCAACCCAAAAAUUAUUCUGGGAUUCUGGGAUAGAGGGGAGAAGGCCAAGAGUUGCCACAGAGAGCUGAGCCAGAUUCUGAUUGCAGCAUCCCUGCAAAAUGAGGAAGGAAAUGAGUCCAGGGAUGGGUUCAGGAAGGUGUGGGGCAGCCUGAUGGGCUCUGACACCUCCAGUGAGGGAAUUGUGAGCUGGGUSAGUUCUCCCCAGAUCCAAACCCUCCCCUUGUUCCCGGGGUGCCCAGGUGCUGCAAACGCUGGCAGUUCCUUUGGGAUGCCCAGCCCUUCCCUGGCUCCUGGGUGCUGCUCUGGGUGCUGCUCUGGCUGCUGCUCUGGUACUGGGGCAGCAGAGCUGAAUUCUCAGCCCCUGUGCUGGGGAAAAGGAGCCUUCAGCCAACAGAGGGAGCGUUCGGGCAGUGCCAGACCAGCAGAGCCGGGAAUUGCAGGCGGCUCCAUUUCAGUUCGUGGGUGUCACUCACAUCUCAAUUUGAGCUUCUCGCUUUCAGAGGGACAUUAGAAACCAGUAAACAGAGAGAGAAKAAUUUUUUUCCUUUUAAUGUUGCUUCCUUCACUACUUACAUUCUCAGUUCUCUUCUGGGAAUGAAGAGGAUCAAUCUGUAUCCCAUUUUCUUGAUCUGUGAUAAUCCCUAUAAAUACUUAUUUUCGUUUAUUUUAACUUUGACUGACGUGACACUGAUAAGAACUCGACCCAUUUAAAAGUUUAACAUAAAAUACUCUUUUCCAGCAGCACACACACAGUGGUGGGCAGGAUUUGUGCAGGAUUGUGGGGUCCAUUGGCUGUGGCUCAGGUUGAGUUUAUUUGAUGUUGCCCAGAGAAGCUGGGGCUGCCCCAUCACUGGAAGUGUCCAAGACCAGGCUGGAGCACCCUGGCACAGUGGGAGGUGUCCCUGCCCAUGGCAGGGGUGGCACUGGAUGGGAUUUAAGGCCCUUCCAGCCCAAACCAUCCCCUGCUGCAAGGUUAAACAUGCCAGAACUGCCCCCACUGCAGUGCCAGGGCUGGGAAAGCUUUGUCAGGAUGAGAUUUCCAUGAAAGCUUUCCCUGUGCCAGGAGAUCAGUGACUGCUCCUCAAGGGAUACGUGACAUGUGGGUGCCCAGUUAAUAAAAUCAACCCAAAAAGCUUUUAGGAUGCACAUUUGGUGGGGCAGACCAGCAGGAAGGAGCAGUGUGGGGUUUGCAGGAAGGCUGAGAAGUGACAUUCUGUCAUUCCAGGCCUGUGGAUGGGGUUUGGUUCCUUGGGAAAUGCAGGAAUUUGUGUCCUGGGAAGCUUCUAGAAUUUGGUGUUUGAUUUGUUGCUCAACCUGGGGAUUAAUUUGGAUGGAGGUUCAUUGCAGCAAUGCUCCACAGUGCACAGCGUGCUCUGCUUGGCAUUAAAAUAUCCCAGCUGCAGCUCCAAAAGCUGGGAAUUCUCAGAAAUUUGUGGGAACUGACUGGAAAAUGCAUCUGCUUUCUCUUUGCUGUUCCCUUUCUCUUGGGCUCUAUGAAACCUGAAAAGGGAAAAAGUCCUGGUGAGGACAAGGCUGUAUUUAUGUCACCUUUGGGACCUUCAGAAGGGUUUUUAGGGUUUUUUUUUCAGAUUUUAGAAUGCUGCAGAGCUCACCUGCACAGGACCUCCAUUGCUGCAGUUCCAAAUCCAGCAAACACAAAAUCAGGGUGUUGCACUGGUCAGGAGUGUGAAGGGAAUGGCUGUAAUUUGUUUCCAGCUGUAAARAACCCUGGGUUUGGUGGCAGCCAAGAACUGGAAGAACAAAACYCUGUGGACUUUUUGGGGAAAUUAUUUUGAAGAUAAGCACAGGUUUUGCACAAGACAGGUCCCUGGAAAAGGUGGUUCAGUGGGUUUGGUCCAAAUAUUGUUAUUCAGAACAGCACAAAACUGCACUGGUGCCAAGCUGAUCUCACUGUCCUGCCUGGGCAGAACAGCCAUAAAACUUGGAGGUAAAAUACUAAAAAAGGGUAAAAUAUUUAAAAAGGGUAAAAUAAUAAAAAAGGGUAAAAGCUCUUGUUAAAACUUCCAAGUGCCAGUAACUAAUAAAUGUUCCUGUUGCUGUGGCUGAGAGCAGCUCCCCAAGGAGCCAGGGUAACUCUGUGGUUGUUCCUCUCUGUGUCCCCACUCCCUGGUCCUGUUCAAACCACUGCUCCCAUUCUGUCCCUCUCCUUGGUAGGACUUUGGAUUUUAACCAAAAUUUUAACCUUUUUUUUAAGCUGUCGUAAUUUCUAGAGCAGCUCAGACUUAGAACUGGAUUUCAAGCAGCMUCAGGCCUGGGGGGAAAGGAGAGCAGUUUGAAUCCCAUUCUGACCUGUCUGUGCCCCUCAAAAACCCCAAACCUUGAGUGUCUGCCUGUAUUUUAACCCCCAGGAUGGUCGGGAAAUUUUGGGAUCUGGACUUUUAACCCAAGGGCUAAUUUGUUGUUACUUUGUUUAAUUAUUUGCUUUCAAUAAUGCAUCUCCUUUGGUUUGAAUUGAAGUAAAUUAUUUUGCUUCUUGAAUAACUUUUUUAAAGAAUAAACGUUKAA